Danaus plexippus (monarch butterfly) is the source of this 1474-nucleotide messenger RNA. RefSeq names its product G-protein coupled receptor 52 (gene DopEcR). The transcript has 5 exons. Gene Ontology annotation, cellular component: membrane. The record is from RefSeq and is a predicted model, not a curated record. Gene Ontology annotation, molecular function: peptide binding; G protein-coupled receptor activity. Lineage: Eukaryota; Metazoa; Arthropoda; Insecta; Lepidoptera; Nymphalidae. Gene Ontology annotation, biological process: G protein-coupled receptor signaling pathway. Bases 164 to 1192 code for a protein of 342 amino acids.
ACUGCGGAACUAAACACGCUACUCCACAGCCCUCCGAUAUCCGCUACUACGGAACUUGACACGCAAACAUCGUAUUCGUGUCGAACUCGAAUUGGGAAUUCAAGUUCACUGAAAGCGAUGGGAUUUAUUAUACAGUUUUCAUCGCUUUAGUAUUGGGGCAAGUAUGCCUUCUCGAGUCAUCAGCGCCCGCGGAGCGGCAAGCGGUGGUGAGGUGAGCGUAGCGGAUAGUCCGUUUGCUACCUUCGAGUCACUGACCCAGGCUGCAGUCAUUGCCGUCAUCGGAAUCGCUAUUGUUGUAUCCAACCUUCUUAUCAUAGCGUCCUUUCUUAAUUUUAAAGGACUCUCCAACGAAGUCAUAAAUUAUUAUCUACUAUCUUUGGCUGUAGCUGAUCUAUUAUGUGGACUAUUCGUGGUACCGCUUUCUGUGUACCCAGCAAUAACUGGUCGAUGGAUGUUUGGAGACCUGAUGUGUCGCUUGGCGGGUUACGUGGAAGUCACACUGUGGUCCGUGUCCGUGUAUACGUUCAUGUGGAUCUCAGUGGACCGGUACCUGGCCGUGCGGAAACCUCUCCGAUAUGAGACGGUUAGUGCGACGGUACAAACUCGCACACGUAGCCAAUGUUGGAUGGUGUUCACCUGGAUAUCAGCUGCGAUGCUCUGUUGUCCUCCGUUACUCGGAUACAAAAAGGACGCUAAUUUUGAUAAGGAAACUCUGAUAUGCAUGCUCGACUGGGGUACAACUUACGCUUAUACCGCCACUUUGAGUAUUUUGGUGUUGGGUCCGAGCGUUAUAUCUAUAGUAUACAACUACUUCUACAUAUUCUCAAUGAAGAGGAAACUGCACAGCGGAGCGCCGAUUCACGACAAGGAGUAUGCAACUGCUUUGGCUGAAAACCUAGCCAAUCCUAGCCAUUGGAUGAGUUUCAUUCUCGUCUCUGUAUUUUGGCUUAGCUGGGCUCCCUACGCCGGUGUGAGGUUUUAUGAGUACUUCACCGAUCAGGAGCUUAAAAUUCCGAUGUUACAUUUUGGCGUAGUGUGGCUAGGCAUUCUUAAUUCGUUUUGGAAAAUUAUAAUUCUAUUAUCCUUAAGCCCUCAGUUUCGACUGGCUUUAAGAAUAUUAUGCUUGACUGCAUGCUGUCGUACCAAGGGACGCCUGCAAGCCGAGCUGAUUGGCAUGGACAAUGAUGAUUAGUAUUUAAAGAAAAUCAUAAAAAUAUUGUCAAAAAAAACUCUUAAUAUUUUAUUAUAGAAAAAUAUUAAACUCAUACCUAAAACAAGUGAUAUAGUGACAUUUUAAUGGAGGGUUUAUAGUUAUCUGCUCAAUAUAUUUCAUCUCUGUUGUGUAGAUACAUUAAAAUAUUUUCUAUUAUUAUUCGGUUUAUAAUAAUGAAUUUUCUCAACGUUAUGUAAAUCUUAAUUAGUGUAGAAAAAACGACAACAAUAAUCACUACAAAUGUCAUUCCUCUAGUUAAGG